Molecule: messenger RNA, 600 nt
Organism: Striga hermonthica
Lineage: Eukaryota; Viridiplantae; Streptophyta; Magnoliopsida; Lamiales; Orobanchaceae
Source: the annotation of a GenBank genome assembly
AUGUUAUCAAAAUUACAGAUAUCGUCAAAUAUAUGCAUUCGAUUGUCCGAAACCCUCGUCUCACCUCACCUCGUCAGCCCUAAUCUCGUCCUCUUCGCCCGUAAACUCUCUGCUGAAUUCUUCGUCUCGAUUCUGUCGUCUUCGUCGGCGAAAUCAGACUUCAACUCCUCCGCCGGAUUUUACGAUUCUGGGAUGGACAACAUGGAUUUUGAUAGUGCUGCUGUUGAUGGUCCUUACUUUUUCAAGGUUGUUGUCUCUCUCACGUCCAAUACGAUGACACUGCCUCCAGCCACACACCGCCAUUACCGUGGUGUCGUGUUUCUACAGAGGUUCUGUAUUCAGACCAUUGAGGGUCGUAAGUACGAGACGACUUUGACUAUUGUAAACAACUACCCCACAUUAGUGGAUGGGUGGAGAGAGUUCAUUCAGUCGGAAGACUUAUCCAUAGGCUGCAUCCUGGUUUUCCAUCCCAGGACGAUAUUUGACUUUCAAGUGUGGGUGAUGCAGCUUAACGGAUGCGAGAGGCAGCCGCAGUUCAUUCUUAAAAUUAAGCCAACUCAUGUGGAGCGCGCAAGGCUGGUAUGUUGUUCCGUUCAAUAG